This is a messenger RNA of Astyanax mexicanus (Mexican tetra), 561 nucleotides long. Its product is annotated as transcription factor HES-5-like. The transcript has 2 exons. The record is from RefSeq and is a predicted model, not a curated record. The coding region runs from base 45 to 533 and encodes 162 amino acids. Gene Ontology annotation, biological process: regulation of neurogenesis; anterior/posterior pattern specification; regulation of transcription by RNA polymerase II. Gene Ontology annotation, molecular function: RNA polymerase II cis-regulatory region sequence-specific DNA binding; protein dimerization activity; DNA-binding transcription factor activity, RNA polymerase II-specific. Lineage: Eukaryota; Metazoa; Chordata; Actinopteri; Characiformes; Acestrorhamphidae. Gene Ontology annotation, cellular component: nucleus.
ACUCACUCUACACAGAGAGAUCUACAGCACUGAGAUCUACAGCCAUGACUCCUGCAAUCACUUCAGCACCUUCCAUCUCAAAGGAGCUCCUCCCUCUCAACAACAAGCUGAGAAAGCCAGUGGUGGAGAAGAUGCGCAGAGAUCGCAUCAACAGCAGCAUUGAGCAGCUCAAGACUCUCCUGACUCCAGAGUUCCUCAACCAGCAGCCCGACUCCAAGCUGGAGAAAGCAGAUAUCCUGGAGAUGACAGUCAGCUUCCUCAGACGACAGCAGCAGAAGCAGAAGCAGCAGCAGCAGCCUGCAUUCUCCUCCAGCUCAGCAGCUGUCAAUCAAGGCUUCUCCAGAUGUGUCCAUGAGCUUCUGCACUUCCUGUCCAAAGAUGAGGUGAAGACACAGUCUCAGAGAAAACUGAUGAACCACGUCCUGCAGAACCUGCAGCCGUCAGCAGAUCAGAAAUGGAGGGAAAGUGUUCUCCCUCAAGAGCAGCAGAACAUCAUCAGCAAAGAGAAGAGCGCCCUCUGGAGGCCCUGGUAGAUUCCUUCAGAAUCAGAUGAACUACAAA